Molecule: messenger RNA, 1437 nt
Organism: Anopheles maculipalpis
Lineage: Eukaryota; Metazoa; Arthropoda; Insecta; Diptera; Culicidae
Product: O-phosphoseryl-tRNA(Sec) selenium transferase
Exons: 4
Coding region: 1-1437 (478 amino acids)
Biological process (GO): selenocysteine incorporation; conversion of seryl-tRNAsec to selenocys-tRNAsec
Molecular function (GO): tRNA binding; O-phosphoseryl-tRNA(Sec) selenium transferase activity
Source: RefSeq, a predicted model, not a curated record
AUGAAUGAUACAACACUUAAAUCGAUUGCCAAGAGCCUGGUUCCGGAAAAUUAUUUGGCACUCGCAAACGAUGCACGCCUGGAACGUGAUAAGGAAAUCAAACAGCUGCUCGAAAAGCGUAAAUUGCCCGCUUCAGGAUGGAGUGAUACGAUGAUCGAACACUUUGUGCGUGAACUAGCGCUGCUGGAUAGUAAUAACUUUCCUACCCGGUGCGGUGUCGGAGAACGGGAAGGACGCGUCAUCUGUGAUCUCGUCCGUCGUAGGCAUUACAACUUUUCCCACGGCAUUGGACGUUCCGGCAACUUAACCGAUGCACAACCAAAAGCGGCAGGUUCAACGAUAAUGGCAAACCUAACCAACUGUCUGGUGCGUGAUUGGAUACGAACGAUUGGCAUUCCUACCUGUGCACAUGCGACCGUUAUUCCUCUCGCUACAGGCAUGACCAUGAUGCUAGUUUUGCGAGCGAUUCAUUCCAAACGUCCCUCUGCAAGCUACGUCCUGUGGUCUCGCGUGGAUCAACAAUCGUGCUUUAAGAGCAUCCUAGCCGCAGGAUUGAGGCCCAUCAUUAUCGAUAGCAUACUAGCGUCGGAAACAAGAAACCAAGAUGACGCUAAUUCAUCGUUUUCCACCGAUCUUCCGGAGUUUGUUUCAAAAAUCAAAGAACUGGGAGCAGACCGUAUAUGCUGCAUCUUGUCCACGACGAGUUGUUUCGCACCGCGUGGCAGUGACGAUGUAAUCGAACUAGCUAAACUCUGCCAAACGUACGACAUUCCACACAUCGUGAACAAUGCGUACGGUUUGCAGAGUUCGUACCUUACUCACCAGCUGGCACAAGGUGCACGGGUGGGAAGAAUCGAUGCGUUCGUGCAAAGCACGGAUAAGAAUUUGCUCGUUCCGGUCGGCGGUGCGAUAGUGGCGGGAUUCAAAAGCGACACGGUUGAGGCGGUUGCCAAGCUGUAUCCUGGCCGUGCUUCUGGGACACAAUCGCUCGAUGUACUUAUGACGCUUCUAUCGUUGGGCAAGCAAGGUUAUGAAAGGCUCACGAAGGAACGUAAGGAAACACACGCAAUGCUUUUGGAAGGAAUGGCAAAGCUUGCUCAUGCACACGGUGAACGCAUUUUACCCUGUCGCAAUCCAAUUUCAAUCGCAAUGUCGCUGACAUCGUUCCAAGGGAAUUCAGGUCGGCUGGAAAUGAUUGGCUCCAUGUUACAGAAGCGCGGUGUAUCGGGCUGUCGUGUAGUAAACACCGAGGAUAGUAAAACUAUCGAUGGGAACACGUUUCUUCGCUGGGGAUCACAUAGUUCGAAGAGUGGUGUACCUUAUCUUACGGCAAGUGCCGCCCUGGGCAUUGAGCCACACGAAGUGACAAGCUUUCUGGCUAAGUUGGACGACGUUUUGCGUAAGUAUCGCAUGAAGUAUAUGGGAGAUGAUAGUUGA